AUGUCCCCUUUAGGCCCCUGCCAAGGUCGUUUGUUAUGGAUCGGUCAGUGGUCCAUCUUAGUCCUGCAGGUAAUCAAAUGUGGUCCACCGCAGGCGCAGGGAUGCCGAUAGAUGGGCAACAUACGUCUCUAGAGUACCGCAUCCUAGAGUCCCGAGGAUGUGCGACUGACCCUGCUCGUUCAUCUCCACUCUAUGGAUCAGAUUGCGAGAUGACAGGGCUCAACCCUUACCUCCCACCGCCGACGCUCGGCCAAGGCGAAGUAUUCCAACCUGACCGGAUACUAGAGGUGAGCUCCGCAGGACUGCACUCAGCCGGCACAGACAUGGCACUUGCCUAAAUUUGUCCAGUACUCGCCCAUUGUAGAUCGCCAUGAUCGCUACCGACAGCGACCUGCGGCCACUUGAUGAAGGCCUCGAGAUGAUCGUCCGGACCGAGCGGUGCGCAUGCGUAGUGAUCAAGCAUCGUCGCGAACGCUAAGAAUGGGUUCCGCGCCGUGCCUGCGUCCUGAUAUUCUUCUCCAUUCUCACAGCCACGUACUAGACUCGAUGAACGAUUGGUCAGUCGCCCGUGAAGUCAGAGCCGUGCGCCUUGCAUCACGUGACGAAGCGGUCGCCAUCGGUGUUAAGUGGAACCCAGUGGCACCGGUACUGAUGUAAGGUUACGAGCAUCGAAUGCAGGUGCAUCAAGCAGCAUGGAAAGACGGGCUUGACGAAAGCUUGCCUCGACUCGCCCCAUUCGAUCAAGGACGUCGACGCUGCGUGCAGGGCCUACGUGACCCGGCACUUUGAUGCCCCGGCUGUGAUCGCAGGAAAUUCGGUCCAUGCGGACUUGUUCGUCAUUCGAGUUCUGGCCAAACCGAUCAUGGAAUCAUGCUCCAGGCUGAGCCGCUUUGCAUUCUGACGCAAACUAGGGGUUUUAUCAGAAAGGACCUUCCGUCCCUGUCAUCCACGCUGCAUUAUCGCAUCGUCGACGUCAGCUCGCUCAAAAUUCUCGUUGCACAAUGGUACCCGUCGGCGCCUAAACCGCCCAAGGAGAAGUCUGAUUCACAGCACAGGUGAGUCGGACUUCACGUCCCUUAAUAUCCGCCGACUUUCAACUACUGUUGUCCCCUGGUUGUUAUCGAACGCCUAGUUAAAUUAUUUGCUGUUGUUUCAGAGCGAUGUCCGAUAUCCGAGACAGCAUCGAGGAGCUCAAGCACUAUCGCUGCCACUUCUUUGUUAAUACAGACUCUCCGUGA
Messenger RNA from Microbotryum saponariae, 1238 nucleotides. The record is from the annotation of a GenBank genome assembly. Lineage: Eukaryota; Fungi; Basidiomycota; Microbotryomycetes; Microbotryales; Microbotryaceae.